AUGGCGACAACUUUAACCCGUGCAUUGAAAAUAACAUAUCCUAUUAUCCAGGCACCUUGUGCUGGCCAUACUGGAAGUGAUUUAGUAGCCGCUGUCAGUGAAGUGGGAGGCCUUGGAUCAUUGGGAGCUGGAAUGAUACCUGCUGAUGAACUUCGAACUCUUAUCCGAUCUAUUCGAGCCAAAACAUCGAAGCCUUUCGCUGUCAAUCUCUUUUGUCGUACUACCAAAGCGCCUACUGAAGCAGAGCUUAACAAGCAUUAUGCGCCUACUGAUGAUGUGCUAAACAAAAUCCGUCAGGAGCUAAGCUUGCCGCAACCUGAGAAGUUCCAAUUAAGGUCUCCGCCAUUUGAUGCUCAAAUCAAUGUACUGUUAGAGGAGCAUGUUCCAGUUGUUUCAUUCACAUUUGGUCUUUUACCAGAUACAAUACUUCAAAGAUUUUGGAGUAACGGCACAUUUCUUAUUGGUACAGCGACGACGGUAAAUGAAGCUAAAGUACUAGCAGGAUUGUGUCCUACAGAUCCGACGAGAAAGGCAGAUGCUAUUGUAUUACAAGGUUUGGAAGCGGGUGGUCACCGAGGCAGCUUCUCACCGGUAAUGAGGGACGUGGCUGAUGAGGAUCAAAAACAAUUACCUACUGAAAAGUUGGUCAAAGCUGUUCGAUCCAUUUGCGAUCGCUUUCCUAUCCCCAUUAUUGCUGCAGGAGGCCUAUCGACUGGGGAAGAUGUAUAUCUUGCUCUGAACGAUUGGAAGGCUGAUGCUGUUGCUUUAGGUACUUUAUUCAUGCUGGCGAAAGAAUCAAGCACGCCCACAGCACAUCGCAAAUUUUUGUUAAACUCGGCUAACGUCGCAGAGCAAACCAAAAUCACAAGGGCUAUUACUGGUAGAUACGUACGUGCUUAUCCUAAUUUGCUGAUGAAGCGCAUUGAGGACGUUAUUUUUGAGCAAAGCAAUGGUGACGACUCAGUUAUACCACACUAUGAUAUCCACUCUUCAAAGACCAAAGACAUUGCAACAUAUGCAACUAAGUGCAAUUUAACAGAUUAUAUGUUAUUGUUAGCAGGCCAAAAUGCAUCUGCUGCUGCAGAAUUUUCUGACAAUGGCACCUUAAAUGCAAAGCAAAUUUUGGAUAAAUUAGUAACGGAUGCACAUCAGCGAGUAAAGGGCUAA
Molecule: messenger RNA, 1167 nt
Organism: Mycotypha africana
Lineage: Eukaryota; Fungi; Mucoromycota; Mucoromycetes; Mucorales; Mycotyphaceae
Product: 2-nitropropane dioxygenase
Exons: 1
Coding region: 1-1167 (388 amino acids)
Molecular function (GO): nitronate monooxygenase activity
Source: RefSeq, a predicted model, not a curated record